GCCCAACACCCCGCCAACUACCCCCAAGUUUGAUCGAGCUCUCUCCACGCACCACCAGCAUACUUGCAAUGGCUUUCAUCGUGCUCCUUGCUGCUGCAGCAGCGGCAAUAGCCUUGGUUCUCCACCACCUCCUCAGUGCCCAAAAAAAGCGCAGCAGCAGGUCUGCAGGCUCGACGUCCUACAGCCUACCGCCCGGCGACCUCGGCGUCCCCGUCAUCGGCCAGACCUUCUCCCUCCUCCACGCGCUGCGCAGCAACACGGACGACCAGUGGUUCAGGGCGCGGAUCAAGAGGUACGGCCCGGUGUCCAAGAUGUCGGUGCUGGGCUCGCCGACGGUGCUGCUGGCCGGGACGGAGGCCAACCACUUCAUAUUCACCAACCAGGGCCUCAUCCUCACGCAGACGCGCGCGCUCCGCUCCCUCCUCCGCCGCUCCAUCCUCACGCUCACCGGCGACGACCUGAAGCAGGUGCGCAGCGCGCUGCAGGGCUACUUGCGGCCUGAGAUGGUCCGGGGGUACGUGGGGAAGAUGGACGCCGAGGUCAGGAGGCAGCUCAAGCUCAACUGGGUUGGUCGCAGCACUGUCAACGUCCUGCCGAUGGCGAGGAGCCUUACACUAGGGGUCAUCUGCUCCGUCGUCUUCGGCGAGGAAGCAGCCGCCAUAGUAGACGCCCUAGCUACCGACUUCCAGCAGCUAGGUGACGCGAUCCUGUCGUUCCCAGUCAACAUCCCCUUCACCAGGUUCGGCAAGGGCAUGCGGUCGAGCGCCAAGAUCAGGGAGGCCAUCACGAAGUUCGCCAGGAAGAAGGAGGAGGAGUACUCCUUGCUGCUGUCGCAGGACGAAGGGUGCACCACCGCCACUGCUACUGCUACGACUUCAGCCGCCACCGACUUCGUCACCUACAUGCUCCUCCUGCGCUCCAGGGGCGCGCACUCCCUCUCGCUGGCGGACAUCGUCGACAACGUGAUGGGCAUCGUCAUCGGCGCGCACGGCACCACCUCGACGCUCAUCACCUUCAUGGUGCGCCACCUCGCCAACGAGCCAGACGUCCUCGCCAAGAUCACCCAAGAACAAGAUGAGAUCGCUGGUAGAAACGGAAGAGACGGUGCUCUAACAUGGGAAGACGUUUCGAGCAUGAAGUACACAUGGAGGGCGGCGCUGGAGACGCUGCGCACGGUGCCGCCGGUGUUCGGGAGCUUCAGGACUGCCACCAAGGACAUCGAAUACCAGGGCUACCUCAUCCCCAAGGGCUGGAAAGUCUUCGCAUCCCAAAGCAUCACGCACAUGGAUCCCAGGUUCUUCGCCGAACCCACCAAGUUCGAUCCGUCCCGCUUCGAGAAGCGCUCGUCGAUCCCGCCGUACAGCUUCCUGCCGUUCGGGGGAGGGCCAAGGAUGUGCCCUGGAACCGAGUUCUCCAGGGUGGAAACCAUGGUGGCCAUGCACUAUCUAGUGACGCGGUUCAGGUGGAAGCUGCGCUUCGAAGACGAAGCCUACAACAAGGAUCCCAAACCUACGCCUGUUUUCGGAUGUCCAGUGGAACUGGAGCUGAGAAAAACCCCUGCAAUAUAAUAGCUGAUGGUGCUUGAAAUGAUGCUUUAAUAUUGUACGCCCAUUGAUUGUAAAAUGUACAGGCUGCUUGUUUGGCUGUGGCCAAACCAUUGUUGUCCGUCCAGCAAUACUUGGCCUAAGAAGAGUGCAUGGAUAUGUUUGGGUGUGCAGUUUUCAUGUGUAGAUGUAUAUACACUGAAGAAGUAGAUAUAUAUAUAGGUGUCACUUGUAAUUAGUUUAGGUUUCUAUAUAUGUUGUGAUUGUGUAAUGUCAAUGGCAUAAUAUUAGGCAGAUCAUCAAAACUUA
Molecule: messenger RNA, 1853 nt
Organism: Zea mays
Lineage: Eukaryota; Viridiplantae; Streptophyta; Magnoliopsida; Poales; Poaceae
Source: RefSeq